AUGACAUCCAUAUCGUCUGAAAGACUAUCCUCCAGCAGGCUUGAGAAUUCGUUGUUCAUACUCACCAAGAAGUUUUUCGUGUAUCUAAAGCAGGUGUAUCCACGUGCAAUAGACACCAACGAUUUGGCACAUUAUCUAUGUGUGAGUAAACGGCGUGUGUACGAUAUUACCAAUAUAUUGGAGGGAUUGGGUCUGCUCAGGAAGAGGAGUGUAAAUAGUUUGGAAUGGAUUGGUGGUGAUUUCAGCACUUUUAUGGGCGAUGAAGCGGAGAACUGUGUGAACAUGGAUGUAGUCUACGAUCGGGAGAAGGAAAAUAUCGACAAUUUGUUCGUAGGCCAGUACGAUUCGAACAUCUCCGCGCUUGACCAGCUGAGCAAGGAGGAGAAGGACCUGGAUCAAAAAAUAUUCGUUCUGAACAAUAAAAUACAAAACACACUGCAGUUAGAUUCGAGCAUUAAGAAUGCGUAUGUAACACACAGGGACCUGCUGGGCCUGCCAAGUCUGCAAAAUAAACUUAUAUUCGCUGUUAAGGCACCACAGGAAACAUUUCUGGAAAACAAAGACUCCAAGAAUGAGUACAUGAUGGAAUUUAAUGCUAACAGCGAAAAGAUAGAUGUAUUUUAUGUUUCUGACGAGAAUAAGAGGAUGGAAUAAACGCUCAUAUCGUUCUAGCAUUUUUUGGUAUUGAUCCUGUUUUUGAGGUGGCUGCAAGCUGCUCGG
This is a messenger RNA of Vavraia culicis subsp. floridensis, 720 nucleotides long. RefSeq lists its product as uncharacterized. The transcript has a single exon. Gene Ontology annotation, cellular component: RNA polymerase II transcription regulator complex. Gene Ontology annotation, molecular function: DNA-binding transcription factor activity, RNA polymerase II-specific; protein dimerization activity; RNA polymerase II cis-regulatory region sequence-specific DNA binding. Gene Ontology annotation, biological process: regulation of transcription by RNA polymerase II. The coding region runs from base 1 to 654 and encodes 217 amino acids. The record is from RefSeq and is a predicted model, not a curated record. NCBI's taxonomy places the organism in Eukaryota, Fungi, Microsporidia, Pleistophoridae.